AUGGCCUCGAAAAAGAAACAGAAGGAUGGCAUCCAUUUUGUCAACGCCAGGCCAGCUUCCGAAAUUGAGAAACUGAAAGCCCAGCGUCUGGUACGCGCCCACGUCGGCCGCUGGAUCUCCGACCAAACAAAAGACCGCUCGGAAGCUGCUGUGCGCCGUCCAAUCCGCAACGCCAUUUCCUCCUUAUCCGCCAAUGACCCUGGUGUCGGUCCGUCCUCGUAUGCCCUCGUGUCGCGCUCUGGAAAUCGCAACGUCUCUUUUUCGUUUGCGCAACCUCCCUCGCCGUUCCCGCCGUCGCAUCAUAGCGAUAGCAGUGAUAGCUCCAGUGGGGAGGAUACGUUGAGCGUGAUCUUGACCGAGAAGCAUGGCGUCGUGCGAUGGCGCAAGCGGUCUUCUGUUGCCCGUGAGAUCUCGGGUGUCUUCGAUCCUUUCGGUACAUAUCCCUCGCCCGCGCAUUUCGAUCCGGAGGUAGUUGAUCUGUCCGAGCGGUAUAUUACGACGGUCAUCUGGCCGGGUCUUGCGCCGCGGCCGAAUACUAUCAAGGCGGCGGGUGAAUCAUGGUUUCCCUUGUCCAUGGCGGACCCUGCGUUGUUCAGCGCGUUCAUGUUCGGGUCGCUAUGUCAUCUGCGCGUUCAAUGGCAGAAUAACUGGGUGCCGGGGACGGUGUUUGGUCCGAAGCAGCAGCAAUUAUUACAGCAGUGUGAAAUGGAAUCCAUCAAGUUGAUCAAUCAGGCGGUGCGGGAUCCCACUCGUGCGGCCAGUGAUGCGGUAAUAUUGAGUGUCAUCUGUAUGGCGCAUCACCAAGCCGAGGAGAAGUUGGUUUAUCGACAUCAGAAGACGGCUUUCAACCCGCCAUUCCCGCGACUACAGUGGAUUGAUGUGUAUGGAUGUUUACCGCCAAACAUGAUCCACAUCCAAGGCUUGAUACAGCUGGUCAAGAUGCGAGGUGGAUUGCGAAAUAUCACCACAACCGGUCUGGCCGCGACAAUAUGCUUUUCCGCCAUUCUCACCUGCAGUUCCCUCUGUGUAAACCCAGGCUUCGAAUUCUGGCCCCUAGAUGAGAACCGCCUGGAUAUGGGCAUCUAUGAAGUAUUGGAUUUCACUCCAUCAGAUACAGAACACGGUUUCGCCCGCCUCCAAGCAAUAGGCGCAACCUACGAAAUGGCAGAAGCCUUCCAAGCAGUCCAGAAAUACAUCGGAAUUAUCAAAGCCAGUCCAACAUCCACACUAGACGUCUCCCUCCUCGCCGAUCGCCGUAAUAUAGUACAACACACCCUCAUCUCUCUCAAGCCUGCUUCAGAGUUGCAGCCUUUCUUCUCGCAUCCCACUCAUGCAUCUACAUAUGAAGCAUGCCGUCUCGCCGGGCUGGUCUUUGGCGUAGGCGUUAUCUUCCCCAUUCCCGCUCAAAAUACCCCCCUCCACACCCUCGCUCGCAGUAUCCAGUCCAUCCUCCUUGAGCCCACUUCGUCUGCAUUGUGGUCCUCGCCUUCGGCCCGCUUUGCGCUCAUUUGGAUUUUGACUUUGGCUGGUAUUGCUGCUCACAAUGCGCCGGAGCGUGCUUGGUUCGUUUCUGCUCUCGCGGAUAUCACUCGUCGGACUGGCUUGUCUUCCUGGGGAAGUCUUAAGUCGGUCCUCGGCUCUAUGCUUUGGUAUGAUACUGCUUGUGAUCAGGCUGCUGAGGAUGUCUGGUUUGAGGGACAGCGUACAGAUCAGCAGCAUCAACGUACAUAUGCGAUUAAGUGA
Messenger RNA from Penicillium antarcticum, 1743 nucleotides. RefSeq lists its product as uncharacterized. NCBI's taxonomy places the organism in Eukaryota, Fungi, Ascomycota, Eurotiomycetes, Eurotiales, Aspergillaceae. The transcript is spliced from 2 exons. The record is from RefSeq and is a predicted model, not a curated record. The coding region runs from base 1 to 1743 and encodes 580 amino acids.